Molecule: messenger RNA, 951 nt
Organism: Suncus etruscus (white-toothed pygmy shrew)
Lineage: Eukaryota; Metazoa; Chordata; Mammalia; Eulipotyphla; Soricidae
Gene: CCDC42
Product: coiled-coil domain containing 42
Exons: 7
Coding region: 1-951 (316 amino acids)
Biological process (GO): spermatid development
Source: RefSeq, a predicted model, not a curated record
AUGAGUCUGGGCAUCAUGGAGGAGGAAGAUCUGGCCGAAUACUUCCGGAUGCAAUAUGGAGAGCGACUUCUGCAACUGCUACAGAAGUUCCCCAACAUUGAGGAACAGUCAACCUCUCCGUCCAUUCAGCUACUGGAGAAGAAAAAAGAAGCUAAGAUCAUGCAUCAUGCUAUGGAACAGAAGAAGGAGACAUUUCAGCGCAAAAUGGAGACCCUGAACCUGCGUUGGGAAGAGCUGGGUGUCAAGGAGGCCCAGUUGAAGGCCCAUAUCCAGAAGUUUGAACAGUUCAUCCAGGAAAAUGACCAAAAACGGAUCCGUGCCCUGAAGAAAGCCAACAAAGAGCGCGAGCUCAAAAGGCAGCAUAUGCGUGAUCUGGCGAAGGCCAAGCAGGAGAUGGCAGCUCUGCGACAAGAGCACCAGAAGCUCAGCACCCGACUGCAGGAAUACUCCAUCUUCAAUAAGUACUUGGAGAAGGUGGUGGAAAACUCUGAGUUUGAAGAGAUUCAAGAGGUGAUUGCGCGUUACAAGACGCUGGUGAGCAUGCACCACGACCUCAUGCAGUCUGCACAGGAGGGCCAAGAGAACAUCGAAAGGGCCAAGGCGCGACUGGCACACUACAUGGAAGAAAAGGAUGAUGAGAUCCUACAGCACAACAAUGAGUUGGCACGCCUGCAGAUGCGCUUCGACCGUGCCCGCAGCGAUGUCAUCAUCUGGGAAUCCCGCUGGGCACACAUCCAGAAUACUGCAGCCAAGAAGACUCUACUUCUUGGCACCAUUAAAAUGGCAACACUAAACCUUUUCCAGAUUGUGAGCAAACAGCUGAAGGAGACCACCUCUGUGUCCUUGGAGGACACACACAAACAGCUGGACAUGAUACAGCAGUAUAUCCAAGACCUGUCCGAUAUCUGGACAGAGGUAAAGAAGAAAGAACAACUGCAAGUUCGGAUUUAA